This is a messenger RNA of Arabis nemorensis, 891 nucleotides long. NCBI's taxonomy places the organism in Eukaryota, Viridiplantae, Streptophyta, Magnoliopsida, Brassicales, Brassicaceae. The record is from the annotation of a GenBank genome assembly.
AUGGGACAACCCUCCCGCUUCGUUCUCACUCGCAAAGAACUAAAUCUAAAAGCCACCGACAUCUUCUCCGACCCAAUGAAGCAUUUUUUGUGGCUCGACAGGAUGGUUGAACUCGAGUUGGCUCCAAUCUCCGGAAUCAAUGUCGGAGCAGUUGGACUCGGAUCAUCGGACGAUAUGAUCUUCUUAGGCAUCAAUGUCGAACUUCCAGGUCUUCCUCUUCAUCACUCCAUUCACGCGGUGCAGUUCCUCGUCACCAACCUCGCUCUCAACUCUCAGCGAUUCCUCCGUGACUUGGUCGUCUCUUCUAACGACUCCACCUUCGAUGCACCGUGUGGCCACUGCCGCCAGUUUCUUCAAGAACUCCGCGAGUCUCCUAUCAUCAAGAUCCUAACCAAGAAUCCGGAAAAGAACGAAAACGAAUACGUGGAACUUAAGAGCCUCUUUCCUCGCUCCGAAACUCUCAUCCUCCCUGAAGACUUCCCGGUCCCUCUCCUUCUCCAAACGCGCAAUAACGGCCUCACUCUCACCGGAGAUAUCUGCGAGUGCGACGACAGUUGUACUCAUCUUAAGUGCAGGGCUUUAGCGGCGGCGAACAAAUCGUUUGCACCGUAUAGUAAGUGUCCGUCGGGAGUGGCUCUAAGGGAUUGCGAUGGGAAAGUGUACAGAGGUUGGUACAUGGAAUCGGUUGCGUUUAACCCAAGUUUAGGGCCAUUACAAGCGGCUUUGGUUGAUUUUGUGGCAAGUGGAGGCAAAGGGUUUGAGAAGAUCGUCGAAGCAGUGCUUGUGGAGAAGAAAGAUGCGGUGGUGAGUCAAGAGAAGACGGCGAGGAUGAUUCUUGAGACUAUAGCCGCAACAAACCCCAUGUGCGUUUCCAAUGUCUUCCAUUGCUAA